Messenger RNA from Microthlaspi erraticum, 1182 nucleotides. Lineage: Eukaryota; Viridiplantae; Streptophyta; Magnoliopsida; Brassicales; Brassicaceae. The record is from the annotation of a GenBank genome assembly.
AUGGAAGAAGAUACGACGGAAUCUGAAUCCGUGGCGUUAAUGGUGGCUGCUUCGCCAACGACUCCGAAGACGGUGGUGGUGAAGGAAGAGGACGCUCAUCAUCCUUACGCGUUUCACGUCUCCGGACCUCGUAACGUAGCUUCUCCUAACUGGAGAGAUCUCAUCAAUUCCAGUUGGAAGGAUCCAAACUACAAGAGAACAGUAAUGGCAUGCUUUAUCCAAGCAGCUUACUUGCUCGAACUCGACAGACAAGAAAGCAGAAACGAGCAAAACGCUCUCGCUCCCAAAUGGUGGAUUCCUUUCAAGUACAAGCUAUCGCAGACCCUGAUCGACGAGAGAGACGGAUCAAUCUUCGGCGCCAUUCUUGAAUGGGACAGAGCAGCUGCGAUGGCUGAUUUAGUCGUCAUCAGACCGAGCGGUGCACCAAAAGCAGUGCUUGCGCUGCGAGGAACGAUACUAAAGAGUCUAACGAUGAGACGUGACAUUGAAGACGAUCUCCGGUUUCUAGCGUGGGAGAGUCUUAAAGGCUCUGUGAGGUUUAACGUGGCUCUUGAGGCGCUUCAGUCAGUAGCGAAGAGGUAUGGAAGCAGUAACGUCUGUGUUGUUGGGCAUUCGUUAGGAGCUGGCUUUGCUUUACAAGUUGGUAAAGCAUUGGCUAAAGAAGGUCUGUUUGUGGAUGCUCAUUUGUUCAAUCCUCCUUCGAUAUCUCUCGCUAUGAGUUUGAGAAACAUUGGCGAAAAAGCCGGUUUCGCUUGGAGAAGACUCAUGUCGAUGGCAUAUGGCAACGAAGGAGAGAUUGCUCCUCCUCCUACUGCUGCUGCUGCUAAUGUUUCUUCGUCAGGGUUUAGGAGUUGGGUGCCGAGUUUCUACGGGCAGAAUAAUCAGAAACCUUCUGUGGAUUUGAGGAAAUGGGUGCCUCAUUUGUAUGUGAACGAUAGUGACUAUAUCUGUUGCCACUACACUGACCAGGAUGGAGUGACUGAGAAGAGAGAUGUGAGUAACAAGGAGAACAAUAGUCCUCUAGCGGCGAAGCUAUUCGUUAUGUCGAAAGGGAAACAGAAGUUUCAAGAGGCGCACGGGUUGGAACAAUGGUGGUCUGAUAAUUUAGAGCUUCAAUCAGCUAUUCACAGCAGCAGGUUGAUCAGUCAGCAACUCAAGUCCUUAUACAGUAUCAAACAAUAA